AUGGGCUCAUAUUUCCUCAAGGAAGAGGUGAAUGUUCUCGGGAAGUUGGGAUGCGCCGCGUGUCUUCUAGGCUCGGUCUUGUUGGUGCUUCAUGCGCCCGGCGACAAGGACAUUCAGACUAUUGAUGAAAUCCUGGACCUGGCGAUCCAACCGUGUUCGCAACCCUUUCUAGCGCUAUGUGCUCUUGAUCCGCUGACGUCCCCAGUCUUUCUUAUUUAUUGCGCCUGCGUUACAAUAAUUGCCAGCUAUGUCAUUUGGAAGAUCGCACCGACACAGGGGCGAACAAACCCGUUAGUUUAUAUCUCGAUUUGUUCCUCGGUCGGAUCUAUCUCCGUCAUGUCUGUCAAGGCCUUUGGAAUUGCUGUGAAGCUCACUGCGGGCGGCGACAAUCAAUUCACCCAUCCCUCGACAUAUGUUUUCCUGUCGGUUCUGGUCAUCACUACCCUGACCCAGAUGAACUACUUGAAUAAAGCGAUGGGUCAAUUCCCUGCAUCGCUGGUGAAUGCGAUGUACUAUGUUGGUUUCACAACAUGUACCCUCUCCGCGUCGAUUAUAUUCUACCAGGGAUUGAACACAAGCAACUGGACCAGUAUUCUCUCGAUGAUAUGUGGAUUCUUGCUCAAUUUCACGGGCAUCUCUCUUUUGACUUUGUCCAAAACUGCGACUUCCAGUUCAUCGAGCAAAGGCUCGACCCGCGUGGCAUGCAUGUAUCCAAUAGACGCCCCCCAAGGACAGUACGAGCAUGUGCGAACAAGCAGCGUGGAAAUUGAAUACGCCCGUGGGAGGGCAACUUCCGGUACUCAACCGGGAGCGGAAUCAUAA
Molecule: messenger RNA, 822 nt
Organism: Penicillium salamii
Lineage: Eukaryota; Fungi; Ascomycota; Eurotiomycetes; Eurotiales; Aspergillaceae
Source: the annotation of a GenBank genome assembly